CGGGCGCCCAGAUGACGUGGCGGGAACGGCGGAAGCGGCGCCUCCUUUUCCUUGGCGGCGGCGGCGGCGGCGGCGAUGGCGCCGGCCGGGCUCGUGUGGUGCGUGGCGGCGGCGGCUCUGUUGGUGUCGCGCGGCCGGGCGGACGAGCACGACCACACGUACCAAGACAAAGAAGAAGUUGUUCUGUGGAUGAAUACUGUGGGACCAUACCACAAUCGCCAAGAAACCUACAAAUAUUUUUCUCUCCCUUUUUGUGGAGGAUCAAAAAAGAGCAUAGAUCAUUACCACGAAACACUGGGAGAAGCCCUUCAAGGGGUAGAAUUGGAGUUCAGUGGCUUGGACAUUAAAUUCAAAGAUGAUGUAAUGCAGACCACCUACUGUGAAAGAGAAUUGGAUAAACCAACAAGGGAUGCAUUUGUAUAUGCCAUCAAAAAUCACUACUGGUACCAGAUGUACAUAGAUGACCUGCCAAUAUGGGGUAUUGUUGGAGAGGCAGAUGAAAAUGGUGAAGAUUACUAUCUCUGGACCUACAAAAAACUUGAAAUAGGUUAUAAUGGAAAUAGAAUUGUGGAUGUGAAUCUGACAAGUGAAGGGAAAGUUAAACUGGUUCCUAACACCAAGAUCCAGAUGUCUUACUCUGUAAAAUGGAAAAAAUCAGAUGUGAAGUUUGAAGACAGGUUUGACAAGUACCUUGACCCAUCUUUCUUUCAACACAGGAUUCACUGGUUUUCCAUCUUCAACUCCUUCAUGAUGGUUAUCUUCCUGGUGGGCUUGGUGUCUAUGAUUUUAAUGAGGACGUUGAGAAAAGAUUACGCUCGCUACAGCAAAGAAGAAGAAAUGGAUGAUAUGGACAGAGAUUUAGGUGACGAGUAUGGUUGGAAGCAGGUCCACGGAGAUGUCUUCAGACCCUCCAGUCACCCUUUAAUAUUUUCAUCACUUAUUGGGUCCGGCUGCCAAAUCUUUGCCGUUUCUUUCAUCGUGAUCAUUGUGGCCAUGCUGGAAGAUUUAUAUACAGAGAGAGGAUCGAUGCUAAGUACCGCUAUUUUUGUUUACGCUGCAACAUCCCCAGUGAAUGGCUACUUCGGAGGGAGUCUCUAUGCCAGACAAGGAGGAAGGCGGUGGAUAAAGCAGAUGUUCAUUGGGGCAUUCUUGAUUCCUGCCAUGGUGUGCGGCACGGCGUUCUUCAUUAACUUCAUUGCCAUCUAUUACCACGCAUCCAGGGCCAUCCCCUUUGGGACAAUGGUGGCUGUAUGUUGCAUCUGCUUCUUCGUUAUUCUUCCCUUGAACCUCGUUGGCACAAUACUUGGGCGGAAUCUUUCUGGCCAGCCCAACUUUCCUUGUCGAGUCAAUGCUGUUCCUCGUCCCAUCCCAGAGAAAAAAUGGUUUAUGGAACCAGCUGUUAUUGUUUGCCUAGGUGGGAUUCUCCCAUUUGGAUCAAUUUUUAUUGAAAUGUAUUUCAUUUUCACCUCCUUCUGGGCUUACAAAAUCUACUAUGUCUAUGGCUUCAUGAUGUUAGUGUUGGUUAUUCUCUGCAUCGUGACAGUUUGUGUGACAAUCGUAUGUACGUACUUCCUACUAAAUGCAGAGGACUAUAGGUGGCAAUGGACGAGUUUUCUAUCCGCUGCUUCAACUGCAAUCUAUGUUUACAUGUAUUCCUUUUAUUACUACUUUUUCAAGACAAAAAUGUAUGGCUUGUUUCAGACAUCAUUUUACUUUGGUUAUAUGGCAGUAUUUAGCACAGCCUUGGGAAUCAUGUGUGGAGCUAUUGGCUACAUGGGAACAAGUGCCUUUGUCCGAAAAAUCUAUACUAAUGUGAAAAUUGACUAAGAAACCUGAACUCUGGAACAGUCGACAUUUUGGGGGUGGGCUGGGGAGGGAGCAGAGUAUAUAAACUUGCACACCAAAAAAAAAAAAACGCAAGAAGAAACCGUGUGUGUAACACUGGGCACUCUGUGGGUCUCUGUUUUGUGGAUCAUUUAAAGCAACAUCUGUUUUCAUUGAUCCUGCAUUCUUACUGAUGUUCUCCAGCUGUUCUCAACAAAUGCUUGGAUUGUAUUCAGUAGGCAUCACCACAGUACAGGCUAAUCUUCCCCAAAUGUAGCACACUAAAGUUGCAAUAGACUAGCUCUCUUCAGUGAAGAGGACAAAAAAACUGUAUUUAAGCAUUUGUUCCAUUCUAUUCAAAAAGAAAACGAAAAGGCGGCUCCUUAAACUUGGCUGAUUAGUCACUGGUACUUAAAAUACUGUUCCAGAAAGAUCCCUUCCUCCAACUGUAAUGCUAUUCGACAGGGUAAAAGUAACGCUGGGUGUUACCAGGAUUAAUUUGCAGAGUCAUCACAUGUUUGUUCAAACAUGCCAGAUAAUUUGCAUGCAGUGUCACCAAUCGAAUUGGACCAGUUUCCCAUUAAUUCAUCUUUAAAGGAAUAUUCAGCUAUAUUUGAGAUCCAUCCAAAGAAACUUUGAGUACAAAGGUGGAGUUCUCUGCACUGUAAGUUGUUUGUACAGUUAGAAAGCAAAACUAUUAAAAAGAUGCAAUCUGUUUUUAUUAAAUACUUGGACGUCUAGAUUAAAACAAAUAACUGAAUGUCUAUAAUUUCUGUUCUUUUUUUUCUUUAUCUUUUUUAGUUUUCCCCUUCUGUCCCCCAAGGUUUGGAGUGUUUCCUUGAUGAUGUAAAAGGGGUAAUGUGUAUAAAACAUUAAAUAAUGUAACUUAGAUGUAGCUCCAAAAUGUAUUUGGAUGUACAGAUUUACUGAAGAAUACUUUUUUCUGAUGAUUCAGUGUACAAAUGUGUGGAUUUAGGUGACUUUUUACAUCUUGCCUGCUAUUGCAUGAAACGUUGCGGGGGUGAGGGGGGGCUCCUCGCAAUCUCUGUGUGCGUCUUGUUUUCCGUUUCCUGAAACUCUUUCAGAAGCAAAACCCUUGUAAUUUAUGACAGUUUAAUUUUGUUUGAUUCUCUCUGGACACCAAUGUAACAUCUUGAGCAAUGCUGCUUUUAAGUGUUCAGGAAAUGAAAAUAAACUUUUCGGACAAAUGUUCUGGUUGUCAGAAAAAAAAAACCUAGAUAAACUUAAUGGUCGGCAGUGCUCAUUUUUAAAAGUGCUGCGGCAGAAGUUCUGUUUCUAAUGAGGCAAAAGCCCAAGGAUGUGUUCCAGGUCCGCUGCGAAGGUUUCUACCCUCCGUUGAGAAAGAAGUACCCUGGGGCAGCAGAAGAGUUCUUGCCAAGUGUUCUGAAGGUGUCGGGGAGAGAGGGUUGGCAAAUAAAAGUUAUAACUUUAUUGAUUCUUACUAGUAAUAAAGUCUUUGAAGUUUGUUGUUUCUAGAGAAGGUGUGAGAUGAAUUUUGCCCUGUUCCCAGUUGACAAAGAUAAAAACCAAAAACUGUGUUCCUAAAAGACAAAAUUGGGGUGUGUGUCAGUGAUGCUUCAUCCCAACCAAUUCUUCCACAAAUAAGUUCAGUUGGAGAGUGAUUUUCAUUUGCAAAUAGUGCCGGAAGAGGGAAAAAGUACCAUUUUUAGUGAGCGAGUUGUCGUUGGAAAUGUUCAAAUGCCACGGUGCAUUUUCAGAUUUGAGUCUGCGGUUCUUUCUUUCUCUGUCUGAAUAGGUGAUAAUUAUUAAAUUAUUUGGGGGCCCUUGUUUGUUAGUCUUUGCAGUUCAUUCUCUAUCUUACUGUACAGUUUCCCUUUGGUCUUGUAAUACAACCAGGAGAAUCCACCCAAUGCAGCUCCUUUGCUUUCGGCAGCUUUCAGACAGGACCCAUUAAGACGAACUGACUUUGCUCAGCAGUAAUAUGACUGUCAGGAGCUCCUUCAGAUGUCUCAUUCUGCAGAUCAGAAAUCUCCAAACAGGCUAGGCAUUGCUUGACCUCACGAAUGACGACCCUUUUCUGUUUCCUUCACUCUUGGGUUUGUGUUUUCUGUUCCCCAAAAGAUCCUAAUUCUGUACCAAGGGGGAAGACAAAUUUUAUAACCUGAAUAAAAUAGGCAAUUAAGCAAUAA
Molecule: messenger RNA, 3995 nt
Organism: Sphaerodactylus townsendi
Lineage: Eukaryota; Metazoa; Chordata; Lepidosauria; Squamata; Sphaerodactylidae
Gene: TM9SF3
Product: transmembrane 9 superfamily member 3
Exons: 15
Coding region: 76-1827 (583 amino acids)
Biological process (GO): protein localization to membrane
Cellular component (GO): membrane
Source: RefSeq, a predicted model, not a curated record